Messenger RNA from Closterium sp. Yama58-4, 987 nucleotides. The record is from the annotation of a GenBank genome assembly. Lineage: Eukaryota; Viridiplantae; Streptophyta; Zygnematophyceae; Desmidiales; Closteriaceae.
AUGGCAUUUUCCAGGGUUUCUCUCCUCGUCCUUCUCGUAGCCUUCGCUACCGUCCUUGGCGUCUCGGGCCAGACCGAGCCGUAUCUCGUCACCAAGGCCCGUCUGACCCGCGCAGCGGCCGUCAGCGCCACCAACGACUUUAACAAAGCCAACGCGCUCGUCGCGCAGCGCGCUCAGGAGCUCAACGAUGCGGACAAAUCCCUCGCAGACGCCGCUGCGGCAUACAACGACGCGUUGCCCCUCGUGAACCGCCUCAAGGCGACCCUCGCGCAGAAACUCGCAGCCAAGGACAAAACCGCCUCCGUGAUUCCCGGCCUGCAGGACAAGCUCGAUGCCGCAAAGGCAGGCCUUGCUACGACCAACGCCGCGUCGGGGACGGAUCCUGCUGAACUUGCAUCCGUCAUUGCAAAUGCGAAGCAACGUGCAGAAUUGACGGCGCAGCAGGUUGACCGGCAGAAGGAAGCUCUUCAGAACGCUAACUCGGCCGUCGAGAAUGCGACUCAGGCCACCGCUAACCCUGACAUGACGGCUGCGGAGGCCAAUGCUGCCCAGGCUGCGCUCGCCGAUAAGACGGCGAUGCAGACGCUCGCGAAGCAGAUUUUGGACGACGUGGUCGCACAGGCGAAGAGCGCGCAGCAGGCGCUGGCGAAGGUCCAGGACGCGGCGAAAAACCCCGCGACUGCGCCGGUGGACCAAUCGGCGGUUGACGCGGCGCAGGCGGCGCUGGACGCGGCGGUGAAGGCGGACAACGACGCGGCGGCGGCGGUGGCGCAGGCGACGAGCGACGUGAACGACGCACAGGCGUCUGUUCCGGCGAGGUCUUCGGCGGUGACUAAUGCGAAGAUCGCGCAGAGCAAGGCUGUGGCGGCGAAAGCGAGCGCGGACAAUGCUGCUGCGGCGAUGAAGAGCAGGAUGGACGCUGCUGUGGCUGUUGCCGAAUCUGCCGAGUCUGCUGCAAAGAAUGCCGGUUACUCCUGGACGUGGUAA